UUUAUCAAAGCGGAUUCGUCACUGUGCGUUGCAGAUGGCGCAUCUAUCUGAUCGUCGAAAUUGACUAAUCGCGAAAAUAAUUCCAAAGAGCACGUAGAUUCCAAAGAGCAGGCCUGCGUAUCGCAUUAUCAGUUUGCCGUGUUUAUUGUUAAUCGCACGUUUCAGUGUGUAUUUGUGAUUUGUGUACGCGAGUGUCUCUCCGCGGCAGACGAGGCCUCACCUUCCAGUUCCACCAGUUGUUCACCAUCAUCGUCGCGAUGGCGAACGGUUACAGCGACUGCGAUAACGCUCGGCAAGAUCUGACCAGUGAGGAUAAGAGAUAUGCAGCGGCACAUUUGAACGAGACCGACGAGACUAGAGAGAGUGCCAUCGCAGAAAUGAGGCACUGGCUCAAGGAGAACGACAACUCGCUCGCGCAAAUCGAUGACUUCUUUAUCCUGCGAUUUUUGAGAGUCUGCAAGUUUAAUCUGGAGAAAACUAGAAUCAGGAUGCAAAACUAUUACAAGCAGAAAUCCCGCUUACCAGAAUGGUACAUGAAUAAAGAUCCGUGUCGUCCAGAACUGCAGGAAUUGCUUGAUAUGGGGGUGUUUUUGCCUCUGCGAAAGCCAGAUGGUCAAGGAAGAUUAGUUAUUGUGGUGUACGGCACUCGACAUGAUCCAAGAAAACACAAAAUAGCAGACUUGUGUACGAUCGGUAUUAUGGCGGUAGAGCUGGCGAUGAGGAAUUAUCCCGCAGCAUCCUUGUACGGCUGCUCAGUUUUUAUAAACGUGGCCAAUCCAACUAUGCGCCAUGCUCUCCAAUUGCAACCUCAAGUAAUAAUGAAUAUUGUCCACACGUGGCAAAGCUGUUAUCCUAUAAGGAUGCAAUCGAUAACCAUGUUCAACGCGCCCGAAUAUAUCGAUGUUGUUGCAAGGAUUUUCAGAUCUUUUAUGACUGAGAAGUUAAAGAACAGAUUUCAUAUCUACUCACACAGGACAACGCAGAACUGUUUUGAGGAUAUUCCAGCUAACAUCUUGCCCGUCGAAUACGGCGGCACUGAUGGUACGGUCCAGGAAUUAGCAGAAUAUUGGAAGAAAUUAAUCAUGGAGAACCGCGAUUGGCUCAUGGAUGAUGAGAACGACAACAUAAUAUGGAAGCAAUAGAUUUGCCGAUCAAAAAUUUUCCUCUUAUUGUUUCAAGGGGUAUGCUGACAAUCUGCAUUAAUUAUUGGCGACGAGCUGGAAGAAGAAAUGUAUAAUUUCUCGAUAGAAAAAUGAGACCAACAUCUGAACGAGAAGGUCAACGCGCAUUUUAGAAUUAGAUAGUGAAGAAAAAUAACGAAUUGAUAAAAAAUUCUACGCGAUUCUACGUAGCAGUUGCAUUAAAAUAUGCUGGGUGAAAUUCAAUUGCCGUUUAUUAAGUUCAGAAUAGUAAAACAAAGUUAUUUUUAAUCAUAUAAGAUGUUUAAAUUAUAACGGGAACUUAUAGUCAACCCAACUGGCUAGUUGCUUUAUUUAAAGUUGAUACAACGUUUUGACCCUGUAGUUUGGGUCCUUUUCAAGUAUUACUAAUUAAGUCAUCUUGUCGAAGUGACAGUGUCAAAUUGUAAAUUGAUGGUACAUGUGAGCGCUAUGAUUGUUGGGCUCGAACUGCUAUCAAUUGUAUAUACGUUUGUUAUUCAAUUUAGUUGUUUUAUAUCUAUAAUUGUUAUGCGUGCUUUAUCAGGGGCCUUUUAGGAUCCAUCUCUUCAAGACUUGGCAACGUUAAAGAAAGUUUGCUCUUAUAUACUUCAUUUAAUUUUGCUACAUGUAGAUCGCUUUAUUUUGUCCGUUGACAGUAUGUGCGAUCAGGAAAAAAAAUUCUUUGCUUCCUUUUUCCUUCCACGGCGCAAAAGACGCUUGAUAGUACCGUGCACGAGAACGGAUUAUGAAAUAACAUAAGACUACUCUGCAUUCUUAAAUUACGUAAAUGUAUAUGAAGGGAUAUUCGCUCUACUCGUUUUGCAAUUUGAAACGCACUUUUUCUAACAGUGCUUUAUCUUUUCAACUAUAAACACUCGACAUUAUAAUUUAUUAAAUUUACACAAAUAAAUUAUUAGUAACAACGUA
Molecule: messenger RNA, 2087 nt
Organism: Vollenhovia emeryi
Lineage: Eukaryota; Metazoa; Arthropoda; Insecta; Hymenoptera; Formicidae
Product: alpha-tocopherol transfer protein-like
Exons: 6
Coding region: 258-1142 (294 amino acids)
Cellular component (GO): membrane
Molecular function (GO): phosphatidylinositol bisphosphate binding
Source: RefSeq, a predicted model, not a curated record